UGACACUUUACUGACAUUGACAGUGCCUGAUCUCAAAGUAGGACGAGCACGGCUCACGGCUGAUUAAUACAAUAAUAUAAUACAACAAAAUUAACUUCCUCGGACGGUUUGGUUGAGUGAGCCAUCUAUUUUCUCGUUUCUGUUUGUUUGUAUGUUUCUAAAAAUUCAAAGUAUAAAUCAUCUAUUUGGUUUGUUUCAUUUCGACGUACAAGUAUUCAAUAAAAGCAAUUUUUCCCAAUGUUUUGUAUUUUCCCAAAUACAAACACUUGGUGAGAUUGCAUUUAAUAAAUAUUUUAUUAGUUACAUUAACGUCACAUAGGCAAUUAAUUGUGUGUAGAAUUUGGUCAGACGCGUCUGGCUGGUAUCCGACAUGAAGUUCGAGGAGACAGCGCUGCAGCGGGAUUGGGAGAUCAGUAAGGAGCAAUCGUGUGUUGACGUGGCGGACGAUGACGCAACACCAUCGGAUGCGGCUCUGGGCGCGCUGCUGGAGGACGCGGAGCCGAGCGACGCCGACGCCGAGCGGCGCGUGCGGCGCCUCGGCAGCCGCCUGGCGCGCCUCGACGCGCUCAACGUGGCCGGCAUGCUGGCCGCCGCCACCGAGAGCGGCGGCGCCGGGGCCGCGCUAGCCGAGCGCCUGGGCGACGGCCUGGGCGCGGGCGCGGCGCUGGCGGCGCGGCUGCGGCGCUACGACGCGCUGGCCCGCGCCGCGCCCGCCGCCCCCCACGCGCGCUCCGACGCCGCGCGCGCCGACACCAACGCGCGCCGCCUGCUGGCCGAACUGGCGGCGCUGUUCGCGUGGCUGGACGCGGCGCCGCUGCGCGAGCUGGACGCGCUGGCCGAGGUGUCGCUGGCGGCGCCCGAGGGCCGCGCGCGCGCGCUGGCGGCGGCCGAGGCGCUGCGGGCGGCGCUGCGGGCCGAGGCCGCAGCGCCCGCCGCGCUGCGCCGCCUGGCCGCCGUGCGCGAGCGCCUGCGCCGCCUAGCACGCGCCAAGGACCAGCUGGCGGCGGCGCUGGCGCGGCACCUGAACAACGCGCUCAUCCACCUCGGCAACGAGGCGGGCGAGGCGCGCGCGUCCCGCCACCACGCCGAGCUGCUGCCCUACGCGCCCUUCAUGCGCUGGCUCAAGGACAUGGACGACAAGGCGUUCGAGGGGCUGGCGCGCGUGUACACCGGCACGUGGGCGCGGCGGCACGAGCGCGAGCUGCGCGCCGCCUGCGAUGCCGCCCGCGCCGCGCUGGCGCAGGCGCCGCCCGACCGCGCCGACGAGCCGCUCGACGCCGUGCUGAGUCUGGUGGAGAGCAUGUGCAACGCGGAACAAGAUUUUUGUACGCAAUUCUUUUUCUUGGACAUAGACGUCAAGGGCGAGGCGGGCGAGGCGGAGGCGGAGCGCGGGGAGGCGCGGCGCGCGGGCGCGGAGACGCGGCGCUUCAUGUGCGAGCUGUUCCCCGCGCUCGAGAGCGAGCUGGUGGCGCUGGUAGCGCACGUGGAGCGGCACGACCCCUACGGCGCGAUGCGGGCGCUGGCGUGCGUGGGGCGGCGCGUGCUGGGCGCGGCGGAGGGAGGCGCGGGGGGCGGUGCGGGCGCGGGGGGCGAGGCGCGCUGGGCGCGGGCGGCGCUGGCGGGCGUGGCCGUGGCGGCCAAGCGCGGCGCCGACCGCUGCGUGGCCGACCGACUCGCCGCACUGCCGGACGCCGUCAAGCAGGCCGCUAAGAAGCCCAAGUGCGGCCUGCUGAGCUUCCUGCAGGAGCUGGAGGAGCUGAGCGGCGCGUGCGAGCGCAUCUUCGUGUCGAGCGGGCGGCGCGCCGACCUGGACCGCUGGUACGUGUCGCUGGCCAGCGCCAUGCUGCAGGCCGUGCAGCACGCCGAGCACCCGCGCACCCCGCGAGCCGUGCUGCACAUGGAGAACUACCACCGGCUGCACGUGGUGCUGUCGGCGCUGCGCGUGCCGGCGCUGGAGGCGCUGCGGCGCGAGUGCCGCCACACACACACACACACACACACGCACACACAGACACACACACUGCGUGUUACAGAGAACUACCACCGGCUGCACGUGGUGCUGUCGGCGCUGCGCGUGCCGGCGCUGGAGGCGCUGCGGCGCGAGUGCCGCCACACACACACACACACACACGCACACACAGACACACACACUGCGUGUUACAGAGAACUACCACCGGCUGCACGCGGUGCUGUCGGCGCUGCGCGUGCCGGCGCUGGAGGCGCUGCGGCGCGAGUGCCGCCACACACACACACACACGCACACACAGACACACACACUGCGUGUUACAGAGAACUACCACCGGCUGCACGCGGUGCUGUCGGCGCUGCGCGUGCCGGCGCUGGAGGCGCUGCGGCGCGAGUGUCGCACUCGCUACUCGGACGCGCUGCGGGCGUACGUCACGCAGUACUUCGGCCGCCCGCUAGAGAAACUCACGCAGUUCUUCGAGGGCGUGUCGGAGGCGGUGGCGCAGGGCGUCCGCGAGGACGAGGUGUGCUACCGCGCCGCCUUCAGCAAGCACGAGCUGCGGCGCGUGCUCGCCAUGUACCCCGCGCACGAGGUGCGCAAGUCGCUGCACCGGCUGUACCGCACCGUGGAGAAGCACCUGAGCGAGGAGGGCGGGCUGCUGCAGGUGGUGUGGCGCGCCAUGCAGGAGGAGUUCAUCGCGCAGCACGUGGCGCUGCAGGCGCGCAUCGCCGCCUGCUACCCCGCCGCCGGCCUGGCGCUGCCGCUCACCACGCAGCACAUCCUCGACGCCUUCUCCGACAUCGCGCGCGAGCACUGAGCCGCACAACACACUACCCCAGUACUUAGCCCUAUUUAUUGCGACCCUGUUUGUUUACAUUGUAUUUGGCUGCAGACAAUUUUCACCCGUGCGCGAUAAUGCCAAAGAGGAUAUUCCUCACGUUUGUUCUUGUAUCUAUAGGCAAUUGUAUACCUAAGUAUUAUAAAUGCAUAAUAAAAUAUUUUAUAUUUGCUAACGUUA
Molecule: messenger RNA, 2984 nt
Organism: Helicoverpa zea (corn earworm)
Lineage: Eukaryota; Metazoa; Arthropoda; Insecta; Lepidoptera; Noctuidae
Gene: Sec3
Product: exocyst complex component 1
Exons: 11
Coding region: 371-2812 (813 amino acids)
Biological process (GO): Golgi to plasma membrane transport; exocytosis
Cellular component (GO): plasma membrane; exocyst
Molecular function (GO): phosphatidylinositol-4,5-bisphosphate binding
Source: RefSeq, a predicted model, not a curated record